Messenger RNA from Cladocopium goreaui, 192 nucleotides. The record is from the annotation of a GenBank genome assembly. NCBI's taxonomy places the organism in Eukaryota, Dinophyceae, Suessiales, Symbiodiniaceae.
AUGCCAGCGAGUUCCGAAAGCAGUUCUGCGUGGGCGAGUUCUCAGCAAAGAAGAAGGAGUGGGGUGCUCCGGGUGCUCCGUUGCGAGAGCCUUGCCUCAGCAGCGAAUAUGCCGACAGCGGCCUUGGCGAACUCGUGCCGAAACGCCCUUUCAAGCAGAACUGCUGGCUUGGAUUUCAAUUAUUUCAAGUAG